This is a messenger RNA of Nerophis lumbriciformis (worm pipefish), 2225 nucleotides long. It is a transcript of the gene oat, whose product is annotated as ornithine aminotransferase. The record is from RefSeq and is a predicted model, not a curated record. Gene Ontology annotation, molecular function: pyridoxal phosphate binding; L-ornithine transaminase activity; identical protein binding. Lineage: Eukaryota; Metazoa; Chordata; Actinopteri; Syngnathiformes; Syngnathidae. Gene Ontology annotation, cellular component: cytoplasm.
AAGGCAAAUAUUGCAACAUAGUGGGCGUGUCGUGACGUCACUGGCGCGCAGUAUAUUUCCGUUUGAAGCGACGCCACAGCAGGGCCAGUUUGGAAUCGAAGCUUUCAGACGUCAGACGAACGCAGCCUGCGGACACCUGACAACUAUAUUCCUUCCACUUUCUGACACCACCGCCGCCACACCAGAAUGAAUUCAGUGGUUCGCCAGCUGGGUCGCGGCUUGCGAAGCGCCGCACCGGUGCUCCGCCGCAGCGUCCACUCAGGUGGGUCGCGUUCCGCUUCCGCCGCCGCGAAGAAAUCGGAACAGCCGCUUGCAGCCGAGGAGAUCUACGCCCGCGAGGAGAAGUACGGGGCGCACAACUACCAUCCCCUGCCCGUGGCUCUGGAGAGGGGCGAAGGCAUCUUUGUGUGGGACGUGGAAGGCAGCCGCUACUUUGACUUCCUCAGCGCCUACAGUGCCGUCAACCAGGGCCACUGCCACCCCAAGAUCAUCGCCGCCCUCAACGCCCAGGCCUCCAAGCUCACCCUGACCUCCAGAGCCUUUUACAACGACAUCCUGGGGGAGUACGAGGAGUUCGUCACCACCAUGUUUGGUUACGACAAGGUCCUACCCAUGAACACCGGCGUGGAAGGUGGCGAGACGGCCUGUAAACUGGCUCGUAAAUGGGCUUACAACGUGAAGGGUGUCCCACAAAACAAAGCCAAGAUCGUCUUUGCAGAUGGGAACUUUUGGGGUCGUACAUUGGCAGCCAUCUCCAGCUCCACCGACCCCACUUGCUACGAAGGGUUUGGCCCCUUAAUGCCAGGCUUCGAGCUGGUUCCGUUCAAUGACAUUCCAGCACUGGAGCAAGCCCUUCAGGACCCACACGUUGCAGCCUUCAUGGUGGAGCCCAUUCAAGGCGAGGCUGGGGUAGUGGUGCCCGACGAGGGCUACCUGACCAAAGUCAGAGAGCUUUGUACUCGACACAAUGUGCUGUGGAUUGCUGACGAGGUCCAGACAGGCCUGGCCCGCACUGGGCGGCGUCUGGCUGUGGACCACGAGCAAGUGCGUCCAGAUGUGGUCAUCUUGGGAAAGGCUCUUUCGGGAGGAGUUUACCCCGUGUCUGCCGUGUUGUGUGACGAUGAGAUCAUGCUGACCAUCAAGCCCGGGGAGCACGGGUCCACGUACGGAGGUAACCCCAUCGCGUGUCGGGUGGCCAUCGCCGCCCUCCAGGUGAUGGAGGAGGAGAAGCUGGCAGAGAACGCGGAGAAGAUGGGAAAGUUGCUGCGCAAUGAGCUGAGGAAGCUUCCAUCAGACGUUGUGACCACGGUGCGAGGCAAAGGCCUUCUCAACGCCAUUGUCAUCAAGGAGACCAAAGACUACGACGCAUGGAAGGUGUGCCUGCGCUUCCGUGACAACGGGCUCCUGGCAAAGCCGACCCACGAAGACAUCAUCCGCCUGGCCCCGCCCCUCACCAUCACCGAGCAACAGCUGAGGGAGUGUGUGGACAUCAUCCACAGGACCAUCAUGUCACUCUAAAGUACCAAACGGUUCAACUCACCCACACGGCAUCAUAUUGGCAUCUUGUUUUGACCACUAUUACCAAACACUCGUACUUUACUGAGGCCAGAUUGACCUCAAUCGGCUUGUUUUGACCACUAUUACCAAAUACCUGUACUUUACUGAGGCCAGAUUGACCUCAAUCGGCUUGUUUUGACCACUGUUGCCAAAUACUCGUACAUUACUGAGGCUUCUCUUAAAAAGUGAAGCAAUUGUACUUUAGUUGACUUAACCGCAGGGCUGUAUUGAAUGUAUGCCAGUGCAAGUACAUUCUUUUAAAAAGGCUUUCACUAAUGAAGCAUCCUAGCAACAGACGCUUAUGAAUUAACAAAGUGCAUAAGCUUCACUCGUUGUUACACUGAUAUUUGAUAGUGCUCCUGUGAUCCUGGAACACCUCAAUUGAGCAUUCUGUAAUGCCAAUUGGCGGCAGCAGAGGUCACUGUGCAGCGAUAAAUGUUUGGCUAACAGUGGUUAUAGUUCCUUUUGGUCCAAAAGGACGAUUCGAAGAAAGUGUUCAAUGAAUAUAUCAUAUUUAUACUGUACGGGUCAAAAUUUUGCGGACACUCGCACACACUAUUGAAGGAGACCGGCUUAGUGUUGUACCUGUUGUCUUUUUGAGACUAAUGGUUUGUUACAAAAGAACCCUAAAUCUUAAUUUUUUUCCAAUAAAUUAUUGCAGUCCUCAA